Messenger RNA from Megalobrama amblycephala (Wuchang bream), 3879 nucleotides. It is a transcript of the gene dhx30, whose product is annotated as DEAH (Asp-Glu-Ala-His) box helicase 30. The transcript has 19 exons. The record is from RefSeq and is a predicted model, not a curated record. Gene Ontology annotation, molecular function: G-quadruplex RNA binding; DNA helicase activity; ATP binding. Gene Ontology annotation, cellular component: nucleus; intracellular anatomical structure; cytoplasm. Lineage: Eukaryota; Metazoa; Chordata; Actinopteri; Cypriniformes; Xenocyprididae. Bases 56 to 3229 code for a protein of 1057 amino acids.
UGGCGCUAAUCGCCAGUAGGUUUCGCGUAAAAAGCGACGAAGAAGACAUUUAGACAUGGCGAUGUCCCGUACAGUACUCAUGCCGGUUCGGGCACUCAUCGCUUUGAGGAGAAAUACUCUUGAAAUUAAUAAAGACAUCUGGUCAAACUGGACUUUUGUAAGUUCAUAUAGGACUAAAACCGGUGUCAUCCAUAAACAUCGCCAUUCUCCGCCGGAAACACUUCAUAAAGGUCGUCCUGAUCUUCUCCGAGAGUUUCCUCAACCAAAGAACCUCUUGUACGCCACACUGUCCAAAUCCCUGGGUCUGUCUGACCUGUCCCAGUACAUCCAGUACAGCUGCACUGAUGGAGAAGUCAAGAGAGCAACCGUAACUCUUCAUUGGCCCAUGAGGAUGGAGGCUGAGGGCUUUGGGUCUCGUAAACUGGAAGCAGAGCGUCAAGCAGCAGCUGCAGCUCUUUGUAAACUCAGAGAGCUGGGAGUCCUUGGUCAAGGAAAGCAACCAUCCAGAACAAGUAAGACAAGACAGAAAGGGAGGCAGACAUCUGUCUGGGAAGAUGAAGAAGAGGAUAUGUCUGUCCGUGAGCAUCUUGAACCUUUCCCGAAGAAAACAUUGAAGGAAAGAGCCCAAGGGCCAAUAGAAGAGGAUCCAACAGUGACUGAGGCACUCUCCAUAUUUCCAAAGCCGAGGGCACUUCUUGGUAGUGUCAUUCAGGUGGCCACAUCAUCCAGUAGAGUCAGAGAGCUGCUUCAGUACAGAACUACUGGUGGGAAGGUAAAGACAUGUGAGUUGACCUUACACUGGCCGGAGGAGAUGACCUUUACAGCCCAUGGCCGUCGUAGACUGGAAGCGGAGUCAAAGGCAGCAGCACUGGCUUGUCUCCGGUUUAAGGAACUGAAGCUUCUGGAUGAGCAGAACAACCCUCUGACUCACGCCAGGUACCAUCAGGAGGAAGUGCGUGAAGCUGGAGAGAGGCACAGACGACCCUGCCGUAUUGAAAUACCCAAGAAUAUAGAACAGAGGAUUCAAGAGUACCUCUCACAGUAUCCAGUGGAGGCUGAAGUUCAAAAAUUAUGGGAUGAAGAGGAGCAGCUAUCAGUUCAAUCGUCUUCCAUCAGUACAGAUGAUGAUGAUGAUGACGAAGACCUCAUUACAGAUGCUAUUACAAAUAAGCCAUACUGCACUUUGCGCCCUGAGGAGGCAGACAGUCUCAGCGACCACCUCCUCAGCCUGUGGAUGGGGGCAGGGCCUGGACGAGGGGUGGAGCUUCCCGUGGACGCCUAUAAACAGAGUGUGCUUGCAGCAGUGAAAUCAUCACAAGUCGUUGUUAUUGCCGGAGAAACGGGCUGCGGUAAGACCACACGAAUCCCACGGUUCUUGUUGGAGGGGUGCGUUAGGAGUGGAGAGGGGGCGAAAUGCAACAUCCUGGUCACACAGCCUCGUCGGAUCAGUGCUGUGUCUGUGGCACACCGUGUAGCGCAGGAGAUGGGACCUGCUCUCCGCCACUGUGUGGGAUACCAGGUGCGUCUCGAAUCACGUCCACCUGAGCGCAGUGGUGGCGCUCUGCUCUUCCUCACUGUUGGCGUCCUUCUGCGGAAACUGCAGUCCAACCCCAGUCUCCAGGGCAUCAGCCAUGUAGUAGUUGAUGAGGUCCAUGAGAGAGACGUCAACACUGACUUGCUUCUGGCCCUGCUGCUCUCAGUCCUGAAAGAGAAUCCAGAGCUGCGAGUGGUUCUGAUGAGCGCGACGGGCGACACUCAGCGGCUGUCUCAGUAUUUCGGGGGCUGCCCAGUGGUGCGUGUGCCUGGAUUCAUGCAUCCAGUGCAGGCGAGGUACAUGGAGGAGGUGAUGACAGAGAUGGGUCGACCGUUACUGGAGAAGAGCAGGGAGAAGAGAAACGGGCUGGAAGAAAAUGACGUCGCUCCUGAUCUUGAUCUGGUGGCUGAUGUGAUAGACCAUAUUCACAGAUAUGGAGAGCCAGGUGCUGUGUUGUGUUUCCUCCCAGGAUGGCAAGACAUUAAAGUUGUACAACAGAAACUGGAAGAAAAAGCUGCUUGCAGAUCAGGCUCACAGAUGAUUCUACCGUUGCACUCCAGUAUGGCUGUAACAGAGCAGCAAGCUGUGUUCCAGCACCCUCCAAAGGGACUGCGAAAGAUCGUGCUGGCCACCAACAUCGCUGAGACGUCCAUCACCAUAGAUGACAUUGUGCAUGUGGUGGAUGCCGGCUCUCAGAAAGAACAGAACUACGACCCCAGAACAAAGGUCUCUGGUCUAAACACGGUCUGGAUUUCACAAGCAAACGUUACUCAGCGAAGAGGAAGGGCAGGCCGCUGCCAACCUGGACAUGCCUACCACCUUUUCCCACGAAAACAGCUUGACAGCAUGGACACAUUUCCCAUCCCUGAAAUCCUGCGCACCCCUCUGGAGAGCGUGGUCAUUCAAGCCAAGAUUCACUGUCCAGAUAGCAAAGCUGAGGACUUCCUGUCACAAGUGCUUGACUCCCCAGACAGACAAGCAGUGAAAGUUGCUGUGAAGAACCUAAUGGAAAUUGGCGUGCUGGACGGCUCAGAGAAUCUGACUCCACUGGGACAGCGCGUGGCCUGCAUGUCGUGUGACCCACGGUUGGGGAAAGUCUUGGUUCUCUCGGCUCUGUUUUCUUGUGUUCUUCCCAUUUUGUCUGUGGCAGCCUGUUUGACUCGAGAUCCCUUCUAUAACAGCAUGCAGAACCGGGCCCUCGUCUCAAAGGCCAAGACAGCUCUUAGUGGUUCCAGCUGCAGUGAUUAUCUGGUCUUCAGUCGUGUUGUUCAGAGCUGGAAAGAGCAACAAGGCAAGGAGAGUAAACAGGAGUUUCUGGACAAAUAUACUCUGUCUGGAGCCAGUCUGCGGUUUAUACAUGGCCUGAUGCAGCAGUUCAGUGAAAAUUUGGCUGAUGCUGGACUGGUGGAUCAUUCUGUUGAAUGUCUGCGUCUCUCCUCUCAUCUGAACCAGCACAGUCAGCAGGAGCAGCUCCUUAAAGCAGUGCUGGUUGCGGGCCUUUAUCCUAACCUCAUACAGGUGAAAAGAGGCACAGUGACAAAAGGUGGAAGAUUUCGGCCAGAAAAUCUUUCCUACCGUACAGAAAGCACCCCUGUGCUGCUGCACCGCUCCUCUGUCAACAGAUUUCAAUGUCACAAGGUAACUAGAGACUAUCAGCUCCAGCUCCAUCUCCAGAUUGGAUCAAGCCUGUUAUGAAGACUUCAGAUGAAGGACUCCAGAACAUCAAACAUGGAUGAUUAAAGAAAAUGAUCAUGUUACCAUUGUUUUGCAUGCACACUACUUUUGCUUAAAAGAAGUAAUAUCUUAUAACUGUACGUUCUGAUAUCAUCUCAUAAAAGAAGACUAUUCUGUUUUUGCUACAAGUGAAUGUGAAAUAAAUUACCUUUGAGGGUGCGUUAAAAGUUGCACUGGGGCCUUAUUCCCAAUGUACUUGACUGUCACCAUGCACAUUUUCAGACAUUUUUACUGUAGCAUUUUAAAGUUAUGGACCCAUGAAUUUGACAAAUGUGACAAUACAGUUACAGGAGAAAUUGCACCAUUAGCUCAAUUGGAGGCGCUAUAUCUCAGCUGUCUUUGAGGGUACGUUAAAAGUUGCACUAGAGCCUUAUUCCCAAUGUACUUGACUAUCACCAUGCACAUUAUGAGACAUUUUUACUGUAGCAUUUUAAUGUUAUGGACCCAUGAAUUUGACAGACGUGGCAAUACAGUAACAGGAGAAAUUGCAUUAUUAGCCCAAUUGGAGGCGCUAUAUCUCAGCUGCCUUUGAGGGUGCGUUAAAAGUUGCACUAAAGCCUUAUUUCCAAUGUACUUGUCUGUCACCAUGCACAUUUUCAGACAUUUUUACU